CAAAAGAUCCGAAAACCUGCUUGUCAUUAAGAUUUAUCCAUCUAUCUGCCAAACUGGACCCAGGUCAGGGAGGGCAGAAUAGUGUUUUAGACCACAAUUGGUUACUUAAAAAAAACACUACAGUGUUGAGUUUUUUUUUUUUUUUUUUAUUGCAUGUGCUAAAAUAUGUAAAAAAUUGGGUCAUUUAGUAUAAAACAACCAAUAAAAUGAAAGCAUUAAUUGAAGACUAAAGAUUUCUAUCUUACUAUUCUGACGGAAAAGAUUAAUAGUUUGAGCGGGACUUUGAACAUAUUUCUGUUCAAACAGUCACAUUUUUGACAUUACAGUUUGUGAUGACUGGAGACACACAGGAUUUACUUUGAGGUUUACUCUACAGUUCCACCUGAUUUUACAAGCACUUUAGCCGUGGUUAUUUGUGUAUAACCACAAAGAAAGCAAUGAGGAAAUAAGAAAGAUGUAUAAAAAGAUCUUUUCUGUAAAUAUUAAUCCACUGGACAGUCCCCAAAGUUUCCAUUCCUGUCACAAAAGAAACAGGAAAUCUAGUCUAAUCAGGAGUUAUUGAAAGGUUGAUGCUCAAAGUAAUGUUCAGAUAACAUAUAAAUAUAUAUUCUUAUAUGUUAUUCACAUGUAUUUAUGUGCGACCAGCACAGAAAGUGAUGAAAAUUCAUGUUGACCACAUGUAAUACAUGCAGCCAAGAUGGCAUUCCUGCAUUGCCCGCACUCAUUGUAAGUGUGUCCAAGGCUGGAUGUUUUUGUUGGCCGCACUGAUUUAAAAUUAAACUUUUAAGUUAAAGUCCCAUUAACUGUCAUACUCCUAAAUGUGUAAAUGUGUUCUCCACAUUUGACCCAUCCCCUGGUGGAGCUGUGAGCUGCAGAGACAGCAGCACUCAGGAACCAUUUACUUGUUUAAUCAUAAUCAUAAUCCUAAUCUUCACACUUUACUCUGGGUCUGUGCUUAUCUGUUUCUAUGUUUUUAAAAAUUUGUUUAUAAACAACAAACAUUAUCUGUUUCUAAAUUAUCCAGGUCCAGGUUUAUCUUUUUUAAAUUUUUUACUUUAUUGAAUCCAAAUAGUUUUACAGAACAAUUAGACAAAUGCAUCCAAAACAAAGCAAUGGCAACAAUAGUAAUAAUAUUCCAACACAGAAUAAUUACAUUGGGGGAAAUAUGAGUAAAAAAUAAUGUAUGAGUAAAAAAAAUAAAAAAAUAAAUAAAAAAUAAAAAGGAGAAGAAGCAAUAAUUAGAAAAAAUAAACAAGAAAAAAUAAUUUAGUCAUCAAGUAGUAAGGCACAAAGUUCAACUAUAUGGUAUUAUCUGUUUCUAAUUUUGUAUUUAUUUAUUUAUUUAUUUAUUUUAAUUUGUUUCUAAGUUCGUGAAGGAAGUAACGGGCCUCUGACGUCAUCAAUGCAGCGCGACAAGUUUGUGAACGAGUGAAAAAGAAAGUCCUCCUCGGCUUAGACACCCGGAUAUUGGUGUUUAUGUCUCAGCGCUAGCAGUAGACAAGAUUUGUCUUUAGACAUUUUCCUAGUUUAGUCCUCUCAGUAAAUGUAUUUAAAGAACGUAUUUUAUUUAUUUAUUUAUUCGCGUUUCUUCCAUUUAAUUGUCCCUGGAUGUCCAGCUGAUCCGGUGGCUGACUGGUUCCUUUCUGGCUGCUGCUGCUGAUACAGAGACAACAUGGUUGAACCUCCAGAUCCUAAAGUCAGCUACAAUGGCUUGAUGAACCACGGAGCGACCUGCUACCUGAACAGUGUUCUGCAGGUUCUGUUCAUGACUGAGGACUUCAGAGAAGCUGUGAACAGCCAUUCUAACCAUAAGUUCAUAGAUCAUCACCUGAAAGAUUUGUUUGAUCGCUUAAAAAAGGAAAUAUCAGACACUUUUAAAAUAUUGAAGGUUCUGGACAUAAACACAGUGAAUCAACAACAAGAUGCAGCAGAAUAUUGUCAGAAGAUUUUAAAACUCACCAGUCCAGAAGCUGCAAAGAUCUUCCAUGCAGAACUGACAAACAGACGCUUCUGUUCUUCAUGUGAAACAGAGACAGACACAGACGAGUCUUUCUGGAUUCUUCCUCUUUCUCUGGUUGAUUCCUCCAAUGAAGUCUACAGUGUGGAGGACGGCAUCCAUGACUUCUUCAAAGAAUCAUAUUUUACAGGAGAAGACCAGAUGUACUGUGAACACUGUGACACUAAAGUUGAUGCUCGUACUAAAUAUGUGGUCAAACAUCAUCCAGAGGUUUUGAUUCUGCUGCUGAAGAGGUUUGACUUCAGCUACCGUUACAUGAUGUACGUCAAAAUCAACGACAGAGUGGAUGUACAAACAACCUUAAAGAUACCAGAGAAUCAGACAUAUGAGCUGUAUGCAGUUGUUGACCAUGUUGGAGAUCUGAGAAGUGGACACUACACUUCAAGAAUCAGAUCCCAGGUGGAUCAAAGAUGGUACCAGUUUGAUGACACAUGGGUCAGACAGAUUGCUGACAAUAUAAACAUUUGCAGUGCAGGAUCCAAAACUGCAUUUCUUCUAUUUUACAGAAAGAAAGAUACCAGUUUAAAAGAAUCCUCAAACAGUCACAACCAUCAUCCAACUCCCAAACUUAAAGAUGAAGCAAAGAACCAAAAUAAUGAUCAAACUAACAUCGAGGAUACGACUCUGUCUGCCUCAUCCUCGCCAAAACACCAGCAAAUCUGUGUCCCUGAUAAUCCUGACCCAGCAGAAAGGAAUGGCGAUGAGGACAUGAGAAGGCGUUCCAACAGGGAUGAGCCUGAAGACGGAGCUAGAAUAAAACACAAAGAAGAUAAGACAUUGAAGAAACCCAAGAGAUCUAAAACCAAAAAGAAAAAACGUGAUGAACAAGUUGGGGAGUUAUCCGAAGAAAUAAAGAAACCUCCAGCCCACGAUGAACCCAAGAUUGAUGUUCUCAAGAAACCAGUGGCCGACUUGAAACAGCACUCCAAAACGUACGAUGUGAGGAUUACUGGAUUACCGAUCAAACUCCAAUCAACCACAGCUAAUGGUAACAACGCUCCAAAUCCCGGUGAGCUGGACGGCAUCUCUGUGAUACGACAGGUGGAGAGUUUCCUCCAGUCUAAAGGGAUUUCUCUGGACGUGAAUAACAUUAUUACCUGCUACACGAUCCCUAAGAAACAGAAGCCGAAUAAACCAGUGAUCAUCGUAAGUUUUAAGAAUCAACAGGACAAACAAGAUUUAUUGAAGCAAAAACAGAAACUGAAGGAAACUGAUGUGUACAUGAGUGAACAGCUGACCAAAAAGAAAGCAGAGAUUGCCACAAAUGCCCGACACUUGAAGAGACAGAAGAUAAUUCAGGACACCUGGAUAAAAAACAACCAAAUAUUCAUCAAACUGAAUGGAUCAGCGAAGAAGGUUAAGGUGGUCAACAACAUGGAGGACUUUGACAGGUAUUUGGGUAUAUUUGUGCGACCAAACACAAGUUAGAGCAAAAAAUAUACAUAAUAAUGAAUAAGUAAAAGGCCUAAAAAGAAUAAAACAUAACUUCAGGAGAAUCCCAAAGGUGACGGAGGUCUUCACUGUCUGCACUGUGACCCGGAUUUGAAACAGAGACUUCUGAACUGAGAUCAUGGAACAGUCAUUUAACAUCACAAGUAAAUCUGUAAGAAGGUUUGGUCGUGACAAUGAGACAGAUUUUUUAAUAAUGAUUGAUUUUAUAGUCUUAUUCUGAUUAUAACUAAUAAUCAUAGCAUUUUAACACUUGAUGUGUAAUAAUGAUUCCAGAAAUAAUGUAAUAUCUUCUUAUGUAAUCAAUAAGCAUCUAUUAUUCAUACUUUGGGUUUGUUAAAUGAUGUGCACUAAGAUUGGUAAUUAACUCCAAAUAGAAGAUAUAAACAGGAUUAUGGUGAAAAAGUGAAGUAAUUUCAGGAAAUUACUUAAAAUGUUUUCUUGUUUAGUUUUUGUUGUUUUGAAUGCUUAAAAUGAAGAAAUUCCCCAAAAAGAAAAACAUAAACUAAUUGUAUUUUUGCAUCCUUCACAGUGCAACAGUUUUGUCUCUUCUUUUCUCUUUUUUUAUUUUUUAUUUUUUUGUUAAAAAACUUCCAUGAUAAGACAAUAUUUAAUAAUAGAAUUUGAAUUUUCAGGUUUAAACUGUGCAAAUGUGAUAAUCGUACAGAUGUGUGUGAUAGUUUUUGUUUAAAUAAAUUACAGGAAAUGUAUUUAUUAAAACUCUGAUUAUGUUGUGGUUUGACACACUGUUGUUAAUAUAACCUUAACCUGAUCAAAUGAUUGAUUAUCAGUUGAAGUUACAUUUUAACAGAAAAGCUGAGUAUUAUUAUAAAUAUAAAAUGUAAUAGAGCUUUUUUUAUCUGACAGGGAGGAGACUAAAAUAACCUUUGGUGAACAAUAGUGUCAAUUUACAUCAGUAGCAUAUCCUUUUGGACACAAAUCACUUAAUUAAGAACAUUUUUUUAAAUCACUUUUGACUUACUUCUGAUCAUUUUAUCACGUAAAGUUACCUAAACUUCUCCAGUCAUUGUUUGUAUAACUAAUAAUAUUGCACACAAACUUGUGGAACAUGAUGUCAAAUAGUUUAUACGACCAUUUUCAAAAUAAUUAUUGUAUUUCAAUGAAAGUGUCCUUAAUCUUUUUUAAUGAAAAGGUGUAUAAUUAUUAGUUUCAAACAGUGAUAAUGAUGUAACCUUCCAGCACUCUGCUGCAGUGGUUUGCAGAACAUGACCAGAUGCUGGUGGAGUAUCUAAUAUUUUCUGAAUCCACUUGAGGAGUUUUUCAGAAAGUCAAAGUAACUUUCUGUUCCAGAAUGCACCACACGAGGGCGUCAGUUUCCUGUGUUUGACCAGGCUGUAUGUGAAGCUCUUUCAGUGAGUUCUGGUUAGAGGGAUGAUGCUUUUUUUGUAAGACUGACUGUAUUUUUUUUGUGAAUGAAUCUUUACAAAAAAUAUAGUAAAGAUUUAGAAUUACUUCCAUAGUUUAUAAUGUCAUUUUAACCCCCAAACAAAAGUAGUUGAUCAUAAAUAUACUUAGUCUAAACUAAAAGUUUGGAGGUAUGUAUAAAAUUACAUCUAA
Molecule: messenger RNA, 5044 nt
Organism: Oryzias melastigma (Indian medaka)
Lineage: Eukaryota; Metazoa; Chordata; Actinopteri; Beloniformes; Adrianichthyidae
Product: ubiquitin carboxyl-terminal hydrolase 17-like protein B
Exons: 11
Coding region: 1673-3445 (590 amino acids)
Biological process (GO): protein deubiquitination
Cellular component (GO): cytosol; nucleus
Molecular function (GO): cysteine-type endopeptidase activity; cysteine-type deubiquitinase activity
Source: RefSeq, a predicted model, not a curated record